Messenger RNA from Aphidius gifuensis, 1556 nucleotides. Its product is annotated as transmembrane protein 65. The record is from RefSeq and is a predicted model, not a curated record. NCBI's taxonomy places the organism in Eukaryota, Metazoa, Arthropoda, Insecta, Hymenoptera, Braconidae. The transcript is spliced from 7 exons. Bases 231 to 1100 code for a protein of 289 amino acids. Gene Ontology annotation, cellular component: mitochondrion.
AAUAAAUGUUAGGUUAGUUUGUUUAGAAUGACGUCACAACUAAAGUCAUCGAUAAAAGUGUAAAAAAAGAAAAAAAAAAAUAUAAAAAUACACACAUCUCUACAAUUGACACCAGAAAAUAGCAGUAUAUCCUGGAUAAAUAUAAAAAAUUUCUAAGAGGAUUACUAAAACAAUAAGAAGAAACAAUCGAAAUUAUUGAUAAUUAAAAUUUUAUCAAUAAAUAAUUAAAAAUGUCCACAUUAACACUAUUAUAUCGUUCAAAAUUAAUAAAUAACAUUCGUGGUUUUAAAAAUGAAAUGAAAUAUUUAAAUUUAAAUUAUGAUAGAUCAUUAAAUUUACAACAAAAAUGUAAAAUAACAACAAAUGGUAAUUGUUAUUAUGGUGCUGCAACAAUAGCAUCAAGUACAACAACAUCAUCAUCAUUACCUGGUGCAUUAUCAAAAAAACAAGCUAAAGAAUUGGCUGUUAGAUUAACAUCAAGUGAAAGAAGUGUUUUGAUAUCAGCACUACAAGAAUGUCAAUCACAAAAAAUUAAAGCUGAAUAUGAAGGUCAAUUAGCAGCAUUUCGAUGGCGUAGUAAAUUUGGUCGACCAUCAAGUAUUCCAGCACUUGGUGAUGUUGAUCCAACUGGAAGUUAUUGUGCUGUACCAGAUGAUUGGUUGCUGCGAAAGUAUGUGGAGACAGUACCCCAGCCACAGAAGAAGGAUCUCUUGAGAGUUUCAUUUGCAAAUGCAAUUCCAUUUGUUGGAUUUGGCUUCUUGGAUAAUUUCAUUAUGAUAAUUGCUGGUGAACAUAUUGAAGCACAACUUGGUGUAUUUAUAUCAUUAUCAACAAUGGCAGCUGCUGCACUUGGUAAUACAAUAUCAGAUAUUCUUGGUAUUGGUUCAGCUUAUUAUGUUGAAUUAAUGGCACAAAAAAUUGGCUUUAAACCACCAAAAUUAACACCAAUUCAACUUGAUUUACCUCGUUCAAGAAGAGCAGCAAAUCUUGGUCGUGUUAUUGGAGUUACAAUUGGUUGUAUUUUGGGCAUGACACCAUUACUUUGGCUUGAAAAGAAAAGUGAUAAAAAAGAAACUGAAGAAAAAGUAGAAAUUGUUUAAAAUAGGCAAUAUUUUAUUUAAAAAAAAAAAACAAUUAUUUAAAAUUUAUUUAAUUACUAUAUUAUCUGUCUUCGUACUAUAGAUAAAAUGCUUUUAUUUUAUAUUUUUUCAAAGUAAUUAUUAUUUAUAUAAAUGAGAUUAAAAUAUCAUUAAUUAAAUUUUAUUAAAAAAAUACAAAAAUAAUGCUCUCAAAUUUUAAAUGUCAUAUUAAAUGUUAUAUAAAUUAUUUAAAAAAAUAAUAAUUAUAAUGAUUUGUAAAUAGUAUAUAAUUGUUAAUUUAAUAGAGCAUUUUAAAACAAUCACAACAAUAAAUAAUCAUAACAAUGGGAUGAUAAAAAAAUUUUUUUAAGUUACAAUUUUCAAAUUAAAAACAAAUGAGCUUAUAUAUAAUAAAAUCCCACUUGAUAAAUAUUAAAAUAAUAAAAGUAAGUAUUUAAUUAUAAUAAUCUUGUUGUU